This is a messenger RNA of Jaculus jaculus (lesser Egyptian jerboa), 4603 nucleotides long. RefSeq lists its product as uncharacterized. Lineage: Eukaryota; Metazoa; Chordata; Mammalia; Rodentia; Dipodidae. The record is from RefSeq and is a predicted model, not a curated record. Gene Ontology annotation, biological process: DNA integration; proteolysis. Gene Ontology annotation, molecular function: nucleic acid binding; aspartic-type endopeptidase activity; RNA-DNA hybrid ribonuclease activity.
AUGACUGUUGGAACCUUUGAAAUUGCACUGAGUACUGAGGACACUCUGAAGGGAAGGGGAUGGGGCUCGGAUCCCCUCCCCGAGCCUAGGGUAACUUUGAAGGUGGAGGGGAAACCCAUCCGGUUCCUAGUGGACACUGGCGCCCAACACUCGGUCCUACUGAAACCAGAAGGACCCCUUUCUAACAAGAAAUCAUGGGUGCUCGGGGCUACCGGAAAUCAACAAUUUUCAUGGACUACCCGAAGAAUGGUGGACCUAGGCGUGGGCCGGGUAUCCCACUCGUUCCUCGUGAUUCCAGGCUGCCCCGCUCCCUUAUUGGGACGGGACUUAUUAACAAAAAUAGGAGCCCAAAUUACCUUCACAAAGAAGGGCCCCUAAGUAACUGACCAACAUGGGGAAAUUAUCCAUGUUCUAACCAUGAAACUAGAAGAUGAACAUAGGCUAUUUGAAAGGCCUCAGACCAAUGCAGACAUUGGCAAAUGGCUCACCAAAGUCCCGGGAGCAUGGGCCGAGACUGCCGGGAUGGGAUUGGCCACCCAUCAACCACCAAUAAUUGUUGAUCUAAAGGCUUCCGCAACACCUGUCUCGGUACGUCAAUACCCCAUGAGUCAGGAGGCCAGAGAAGGAAUAAAACCUCACAUAAUGAGGCUCUUAGAAUUAGGAGUCCUAAGAAGGUGCCAAUCUCCCUGGAAUACCCCUUUGCUACCAGUGCGCAAGCCAAAUACCAAUGACUAUCGCCCAGUUCAGGACUUAAGGGAGGUUAAUAAGAGGGUUGAAGACCUACACCCAACCGUGCAUAACCCCUAUAACCUCCUGAGUUCACUACCUCCGGACCGAGACUGGUACACAGUCUUGGACCUAAAAGAUGCUUUUUUCUGUCUGCCACUGCAUGAAAAAAGUCAACUUAUCUUUGCCUUUGAAUGGAAGGACCCAGACUCUGGAAUCUCCGGACAGCUGACUUGGACUAGGUUGCCUCAAGGAUUCAAAAAUUCACCCACCAUCUUUGACGAGGCACUUCACCAGGACCUGGCCUCCUUCCGAACCUCAAACCCCCAGGUAACUCUCCUCCAAUACGUUGACGACUUACUCCUUGUGGCUGGAACCCAAACUGAAUGUGAACAGGGAACAAAGGCACUAUUAGAGGAACUGGCCCGCCUGGGUUACUGCGCCUCGGCGAAGAAAGCCCAACUCUGCAAAAGGCAAGUAACCUACUUGGGGUAUUCCCUGAAAGGAGGGCGGAGAUGGCUAACGGAAGCACGUAAACAGGCUGUGGAACAGAUCCCAGUGCCUGCAAAUGCCAAACAAGUAUGGGAAUUCCUGGGAUCUGCAGGAUUUUGUAGACUGUGGAUACCGGGGUUCGCCGCCCUGGCGGCCCCCCUUUACCCCUUGACCAAGACGUCUGCAGUUUUCCAAUGGGGAGAGGAACAACAACAGGCUUUUGACGACAUCAAGCGUGCCCUCUUAAAGGCACCCGCUCUCUCCCUUCCUGGCACCUCCAAGCCAUUCUACUUGUAUAUACAUGAGCAGAAAGGCAUUGCAAAAGGGGUACUGACCCAGAAACUAGGGCCCUGGCGAAAGCCAGUGGCCUAUUUAUCAAAAAAGUUGGAUCCUGUGGCCGCUGGGUGGCCCCCUUGCCUUAAGAUUAUUGCCGCCGUGGCUUUACUUUUGAAGGAUGCUGAUAAAUUAACUCUGGGGCAGACUGUCACAGUCAUUGCAUCCCAUGCACUGGAGAGUGUCAUCCGCCAGCCUCCAGACCGAUGGCUCUCAAACGCCCGAGUCACCCACUACCAGAGUCUCCUUCUUAACUCGGAUAGAGUCAAGUUUGCACCCCCUACUCAACUAAACCCGGCUACCCUCUGGCCAGACCCCGACUCCACAGUAAUCCACAGCUGUGGGGACAUCUUGGCUGAGGUUACCGGAACGAGACCUGAUCUGACGGACCAGCCACUACCGGACGCCAAGGUAACCUGGUUCACUGAUGGCGGUAGCUACCUCCUUGAAGGUAAGCGGAUGGCGGGGGCGGCAAUUGUUGACGGAGACAGGGUGAUUUGGGCUAUCAAACUGCCUGAAGGGACUUCAGCCCAGAAGGCCGAACUAAUUGCAUUAACCCAGGCCCUAAAUAUGGCAGAGGGAAAAAAAGCUACCAUAUAUACAGACAGCCGGUAUGCUUUUACAACUGCACAUGUACAUGGUGCCAUAUACCAACAGAGAGGAUUAUUAACCUCUGCAGGAAAAGAAAUCAAAAACAAACAAGAAAUUUUAGAUUUACUCGAUGCCCUGCAUCGGCCGGCCAAGCUGGCCAUAGUCCAUUGUCCGGGGCACCAGAAAGGAAACUCUCUAGUGGCAAGAGGAAACAGGAUGGCUGAUGUAGAGGCCAAAAAGGCUGCUCAAGGAGCGUGUCUGCUCCCCUUAUUUGAAAAAGAAACUGGCCUCCCAAAGUUACAGCCUUCAGAAUAUACUGAACAGGACCUAGAAGAUAUGACUAGGAUACAAAAGAAAUUUAAUAAGGACACUCAAAGAUGGGAGACAGAAGAAGGAAAACAUAUCCUACCUAGACAACAAGCAGAAUCCACUCUGCAACAGCUGCAUAGGCUAACUCAUUUUGGAGCUAGAAAAUUAAUAAAAACCCUCAAAAAGACUGACUAUCACAUAAUAGGACUCAAAGAAAUGGCUGAGAAGCUGGUAAAACAAUGCAUCCCAUGUCAAAAAGUAAAUGCCCAGACCUCCCAGACGGACCCUGGAAAGAGACUUCGCGGAGAUCGACCAGGCUUAUAUUGGGAGACUGAUUUCACUGAGCUGAAACCUGCUCGCUACGGGAAUAAAUAUCUUCUAGUUUUUAUAGACACAUUCUCUGGAUGGGUGGAAGCCUAUCCCACUAAGAAAGAGACUGCCACAAUGGUAACCAAAAAACUUUUAGAAGAAAUCAUCCCCAGAUAUGGGGUACCUCAGGUAAUAGGCUCAGACAACGGUCCUGCCUUUGUUGCCCAGGUAAGUCAGGAGGUGGCCAAAACUUUGGGGAUUAAUUGGAAAUUACAUUGUGCUUACAGACCCCAGAGCUCAGGGCAGGUAGAAAGAAUGAAUAGAACAUUAGAGACCAUAACUAAAUUGUCCUUGGAGACUGGCUGUACAGAUUGGGUGAUGCUCCUUCCGUGGGCCCUCUUCCGAGUUCGCAACACCCCUUACAAGUUUAACCUAACUCCUUUUGAGAUUUUAUUUGGUGUCCCAACCCCACUUAAUAAGUUGUUAAUGCAGACCCCAGAUAUAAUUUCUUCCUCUGAUCUGAACCACAGGCUCCAGGCGCUAUAUAUCCUCCAAAAGGACUUAUGGCCAAAACUGAAGGAGAGCUAUCUGCCUGCUAAGGACCCAGCCCCGCAUUCAUACCAGCCGGGGGACUCAGUCUACGUGAGGCGACACCGACCCUCAAACCUCGAACCUCGUUGGAAAGGGCCCUUCACGGUACUCCUGACGACACCCACCGCCGUGAAGGUAGACGGGAUCGCUGUCUGGAUCCACGCAUCCCACGUGAAACCAGCUCCAUCACCUGACCCCCGCUGGCAGCUGACAAAGACUGAUAACCCCCUUAAACUGCGUCUUCGCCGUGUCUCUGUCAGCUGCGAUGAAGUUUCUUAAGGUUUGGACAUUGUUAAUUAUAUUGUUGCCUUGUUCUCUAUCCUCUUCACCCUAUCAACUUUACAAUUAUACCUGGCAAAUCAUUAACCAAGCAGGAGAUGUAGCUAAUUCCACAUCUCAACUAUCAACGUCUACUCCCUGGCCCCCUCUCGAGGUAGACCUGUGUGCCCUUGCACUAGGAGCCGACCCACAGUGGGGCACCCCCGACCAUUUUUGGCCACAAAACAAGCCUAUAAAUACUGGAAAUCGAUACCUUCCCCAGUAUGGGUGUGGCAACACGGUUGACAGAACCCUUCUCAAUACGGCCCCAAUUUAUGUCUGCCCCGGACCCUCCCAUAGACAAAGAACAUCAAAUUACUGCGGUUAUUAUAACGACUAUUUUUGUGCCUCCUGGGGAUGUGAAACUACUGGAGAUGGGUCCUGGCGCCCCUACUCUUCAUGGGACUAUAUUACAAUAAAAAGAAAAAGCCCCAUAGAAGAAAAAGACUUAGCCCACCACGUCGUAGGGGGACAACUUAUAGUACUUCCCCAGGAGAGAUGUAAUAACUGGUGUAACCCCAUCCUGAUAUCUUUUACAGAAAAAGGAAAAAGGGCAAAAUGGGAAAAUAAUAGAGGACUUGAGUGGGGCCUUCGCUUGUACGUGUCAGGGAAGGACAUCGGCCUAACUUUUAAGAUUAAGCUAACCAAAACUCUCCCAGAUUCCCAAAAAGCCAGUAUAGGCCCCAACCCUGUACUCCAUAACCCACAAUCCCCAGCUCAACCUGAACCACCCCAGCAAUCACUCCCCUCUACUUCCCCAACUGCAGCUGCCUCCACCUUUUUCAGACCCACAGUUCCCCCAAGGUCCCCUUCCUCUGCCGAUCUCAUCCUAACUCUGAUCAAUUCCUCUAUUCAGGUCUUUAAUUCUGUCAACCACGCUCUGGGGGAAUGUUGGAUUUGUUAUUCUUCCAGCCCCCCCUUCUAUGAAGGACUA